AUGUCCGAAUUAUGGUACCAGCAACCUGCGGAGGACUGGAAUUCAGCCCUGCCAGUCGGGAAUGGGCGCUUAGGUGUCAUGGUGUAUGGACGUACUGAUACGGAAAUGCUACAGCUCAACGAAGAUUCCGUGUGGUAUGGAGGGCCACAAGAUCGCAACCCGCAAGACGCGCUCGGGUAUCUACCACGCCUGAGAGAGGCUAUACGCGCGGAGAACCAUGUCGAAGCCGAGAAGAUCGCCAAACUGGCGUUUUUCGCAAACCCGAUCAGCCAGCGGAACUAUGAGCCGCUAGGAAACUUAUUCUUGGACUUGGGACAUGAUCCCAGUCAGGUUACAAGCUAUCGGCGCUCGCUGGAUCUCGCAAGCGCUACAGCGCAUGUCAGCUAUGAGUACCAGGGUGUUCACUUCGAACGUGAAGUUUUGGCCAGUUACCCGGAUGAUGUGCUUGCGAUCAGAUUGCGUUCCUCAAGCAAGGCUGAGUUUGUCGUUCGUCUAACCCGCAUGAGUGACUUGGAAUUUGAAACAAAUGAGUGGCUUGAUGAUGUCAGUGCUACCAGGAACUCCAUUACUAUGCAUGUUACGCCUGGGGGAAAGAAUAGUAAUCAAGCGUGCUGCAUUGUGUCAGUUCGUUGCGAUAGUACUGAGAGUAAAAUUACCAAGAUUGGAAAUAAUCUGGUGGUGAACUCUAGUGAUACACUGCUGGUCAUUGCGGCACAAACAAAAUUUCGACAUGAAGACAUUGAUCAGCGAACCAAUCAAGAUUCAGAGGAUGCCUUGGGCCAGUCUUUGGAGGACCUCUAUGCCCGUCAUGUUGCGGAUUACCAGUCUUUGUACAACCGAAUUGAAUUGCAACUUGGACCAGACUCUCCUGACAUCCCAACCGACCAACGUCUGAAGUCUUCUCGUGAUCCAGGGCUCAUCGCACUCUACCACGAUUAUAAUCGCUAUCUCCUGAUAUCAUGUAGUCGGGAUGGGCACAAAUCACUUCCUGCAAACCUCCAGGGUAUCUGGAACCCAUCCUUCCAUCCGGCAUGGGGCUCCAGGUUUACUACCAAUGUCAAUCUUCAAAUGAACUACUGGUCUGCAAACGUGUGUAGCCUGUCAGAAUGUGAAAUUCCUCUGUUUGAUUUACUGGAGCGAAUGGUUGAGCCCGGAAAAGCCACAGCUCGGAUCAUGUACGGAUGUCGGGGAUGGACAGCCCAUUCCAACACUGAUAUCUGGGCCGAUACAGCCCCCGUUGAUCGAUGGAUGCCGGCAAGUAUCUGGCCCCUGGGUGGUGCAUGGCUCUGUUACCACAUUUGGGAUCAUUUCCAAUACACCUGCGAUGAACGAUUCCUGCGUCGCAUGUUCCCCACCCUGCGUGGAUGUGUGGAGUUUCUCCUGGAUUUCCUGGUCGAAGAUGCCAAUGGUGAAUAUCUUGUCACCAGUCCGUCCGUUUCUCCAGAAAACUCGUUCUACGACCACAAGGGUGAAAAGGGCGUGUUGUGUGAAGGAGCGACGAUCGAUAUCCAAAUCAUAGACGCUAUUCUGGACGCCUUCCAAUCUUGUGCAAAGAGACUUAAUCUCGAUGAUGCCCUUCUUCCAGCAGUUCAAGCUACAAAGUCCCGCCUCCCACCAAUGCAGAUAUCCCCUGCUGGGUAUCUACAGGAAUGGGCCACCGACUACGCUGAGGUUGAACCUGGACAUCGUCACACGUCCCAUCUAUGGGCUCUAUACCCCGGAAAUUCAAUCACGCCAACACAAACCCCGAAAUUGGCAGAAGCGUGCGGGGUAGUUCUACGUCGACGGGCGGAACAUGGUGGCGGCCAUACUGGCUGGAGUCGUGCGUGGCUGGUCAACCUACAUGCACGGUUACUCGAAGCCGAGGAAUGUAGCAGGCAUCUAGACUUGCUGUUGUCCCUGUCUACUUUGUCCAAUCUACUAGAUAGUCACCCUCCAUUCCAAAUCGAUGGCAAUUUUGGUGGUGGUGCGGGUAUUAUCGAAAUGCUGGUCCAGUCCCACGAGUCUGGGAUAAUUCGCAUCCUUCCAGCGUGUCCGAUGGACUGGACUGGAUCCAUCCGGGGAGUUCGGGCGCGUGGUGGGUUUGAACUGAAAUUUAAUUUCGAAAAUGGCCGUGUUGUAGGUGAAGUGACUAUAAUUUCGGAGCGUGGAGAGACCGUGGUUGUUUACUUCAAUGAGUUACAAGUAGAGAUUACUGGUGGUGGUGAACAUAGGAUCAACUAG
Messenger RNA from Penicillium verrucosum, 2223 nucleotides. RefSeq names its product glycoside hydrolase family 95 protein. The record is from RefSeq and is a predicted model, not a curated record. The coding region runs from base 1 to 2223 and encodes 740 amino acids. Gene Ontology annotation, molecular function: alpha-L-fucosidase activity. NCBI's taxonomy places the organism in Eukaryota, Fungi, Ascomycota, Eurotiomycetes, Eurotiales, Aspergillaceae. The transcript has a single exon. Gene Ontology annotation, biological process: carbohydrate metabolic process.